Messenger RNA from Biomphalaria glabrata, 1653 nucleotides. Its product is annotated as leukocyte elastase inhibitor-like. Lineage: Eukaryota; Metazoa; Mollusca; Gastropoda; Planorbidae. Gene Ontology annotation, molecular function: serine-type endopeptidase inhibitor activity. The transcript is spliced from 8 exons. The coding region runs from base 190 to 1368 and encodes 392 amino acids. The record is from RefSeq and is a predicted model, not a curated record.
CUUGUGGCAGUAUUAUUUACCUUUGUUAUGUGUAUGAAAAUGUAUUUGGUGAUAUAUGUUGUCAAAUAUGAUUGGAGUCAAACGUUCACUGUUCAUGGCUAGGACUGUGAGGGAGGACAUCUGAGUGAUAGUGCAUAAUGAAAGGAUAAUUUUUCAGGAAUACACUUCGCCAGAUAGCUUGACGACAAAAUGGGCUUGUUGUUGAUGUGCGUUGUCAUAGUGAUAGCCGCAUCGGAACGAUUGGUCAGUGCUGAUGACCAGCAGCAACUGGGACUGUCAAGGGCGUCUUCCACUUUCUCCCAGAAUCUCUACCAGAAGGUGGCUGUCAAAGAAACUAAUGUCGUUUAUUCACCUUACAGCAUUCACUCGGCCUUGACCAUGACCUACCUAGGUGCCAAAGGGACGACGGCCACUGAGAUGACCCAGGUGCUGGGUUUUAAAUCUGUCAGCAGCCCUCAUCAGACUUACCAUGACCUCAUUGCAGACUGGAACUCCCAACAUUCCGUCGAAGUCCACACUUGUAACGCCAUAUUCAUUAACCCUUAUGAGAUGGUCCUACCCACCUUCAUAGACCAGACCCGCGACUACUACCUGGCCACUGCCGACAGCCUUGACCUUCAGGAGCCAGAGAAGGCCAUCAACGUCCUGGUAGCCAACAAGACCAAUAAUGUCAUUCCCCAGAUGUUGAAACCAGGCACGCUCGAUGCCAGCACAGUUCUAGUCUUGGUCAAUGUGCUCUUCUUUAACGGGACAUGGGCCAGACAAUUCAGAAGAGCGUCCACUACGCAAGCAGACUUUCACCAGAUUGGCGGAACAACUUCAAAGGUGGACAUGAUGCAUGAUUUCGAGAGCCAUAAGCGAGUGAAGAGAGACAACACGAAUGAUUUGGACGUAGUUGCAUUAUCUUUCCUUGGGGAUAGAUUUUCUUUAUAUGUCGCUGUGCCUCGUAAAGGUGAUGGAAUUACUUCACUGGAGACUCUACUGUCCAGUCCACAGAAUGCUGAGCAACUCUUUGAAGGGCUGGACUUUGAUUAUUUCCAUCUGAGUAUCCCGAAGUUUAAGAUUGAGACCUCACUGGAACUAGACAGCGUCCUCUCAGCCAUGGGCAUGGCAACAGCCUUCACCGCGGCCGCUGAUUUCAGUGGUAUCAAUGGCUCAGGCGGUCUAUAUAUCGACAAGGUCAUUCACAAGGCGGUCAUUGAUGUCCAGGAAACAGGAACCGUGGCCGCUGCGGCGACAGUCGUAUCAAUCAGCAAGGGAUUAUUUAUGUCCCCUGGGGCCCCAGUUGUUGCUGACCGCCCUUUUGUGUUCUUUCUGAGGGAUGACGUCACGGGACAGAUUCUGUUCCAGGGGAAAUUCUCCGGCUAGUUCGGUCACAGUGUUUAAGCUGCAGUAUUUUUUUUUUUCUCUUUCAAAUGCAACAAGGCUAAAAAUAGUUUGCCAGUAGGUUAUAUUUAGAUUUAGGUUAUAUUUAGAUGUGACGACGUUCUUGUUCUAUAUAUAGCUUACUCAUCCAGGGGAAAUAAUCCUUGUAAUAAGGUAUACAACUAAUUUAUUCACCACAGAAUUUGUACUUGAAUUGCCCGAGAUGUUUGCUUCUAAAUUUACCCUGCUAGUUUUACCUUCUCAAUAAACAAUUAUUCUUAAAAUGAA